GCCACCAUGCAGAACUACAAGUACGACAAGGCGAUCCCGCCGGAGAGCAAGAACGGAGGCAGCCCGGCCCUGAACAACAAUCCCAGGAAGGGCGGCCGCAAGCGGGUGCUGCUCAUCUGCCUCGAUCUCUUUUGCCUCUUCAUGGCGGGCCUGCCCUUCCUCAUCAUUGAGACCAGCACCAUCAAGCCGUACCAACGAGGCUUCUACUGCAACGAUGAGAGCAUCAGAUACCCGCUGAAGACGGGGGAGACGAUCAAUGAUGCCGUCCUGUGUGCUGUGGGCAUCGUCAUCGCCAUCCUGGCGAUCAUCACCGGGGAGUUCUACCGAAUCUAUUACCUGAAGGAGAAAUCUCCGUCUGUGAUCCAGAACCCGUACGUGGCCGCCCUCUACAAGCAGGUGGGCUGCUUCGUCUUUGGCUGCGCCAUCAGCCAGUCCUUCACGGACAUCGCCAAGGUGUCUGUUGGCCGCCUGCGGCCCCACUUCCUAGAGGUCUGCAACCCCGACUUCAGCAAAGUCAACUGCUCCGUGGGCUACGUCCAGAUCUAUGACUGCAGAGGAGAUGACAGCAGGGUCCAGGAAGCCAGGAAAUCCUUCUUCUCCGGCCAUGCCUCCUUCUCCAUGUACACCAUGCUCUACUUGGCGCUCUAUCUGCAGGCGCGCUUCACCUGGAGAGGAGCCCGCCUGCUCCGGCCCCUCCUGCAAUUCACGCUCAUCAUGAUGGCCUUCUACACUGGCCUGUCUCGGGUGUCUGACCACAAGCAUCACCCCUCCGAUGUCCUGGCAGGAUUUGCACAGGGAUCCCUGGUGGCCUUCUGCAUAGUCUUCUUCGUGUCAGACCUCUUCAAAACCAAGACGACUAUUUCCCUGCCUCCCCCUCCCAUCCGAAAGGACAUCCUCUCCCCUGUGGACAUCAUAGACAGAAACAAUCACCACAAUAUGGUGUAAGCCGCUUGGCUCCCCCGGAGAGUUUUGCAAACUGACUGCUGACAGCAUCCACCUGCUGCUCUCAAAUCUCAUCAGACAGUAGAAUGUAGGGGAAAACUGUUUUUUGCCCGCCCGAUCUUCUUUUAAAAAAAAAAAAAUUCUUAUUCUGUGGCCUUCUGCAAUUGGUUGUGGUUCAACCAAAUGGAGACACCAGUGCAAACGGACGCAAGGUUUCCAAGUGCCUGAGUUCUCGGGGCAUGGUUGGUCCCGCGUGUUCAUGUUCUAGUGGACGCUGGCUAGUUCACGGGUGAACACAAGAUGGCUUUGUAGAGUGGCGUCAUCCUCGUCGGUCCAGAGCCCUUCCUGCGAGCCGCUUCCCAUUGUAGCCCCCCCAGGAGGCAAAGAAAUAGCACUGAACUGAGGCUCGUGGGGAGCGAUCUCUGGAGUGGCCUCCCCGGCCGGGGAGCUUGGUUUCCUACUGUGACUCUGGUGCCGGGAGCCCCCCAGGCACAAUGUCAGAAAUGGACUUGCUCCUGGCCGCCAGGAAGGAGCUGUCCGGUCGGGACUAGUAUCUUACUUACCACUUUACCCCGUUCCAGCCAGUAACCGAAGUUAGCUCACUUUUAGCCACUAGGAUACUCUUUGUGGACAACUGACUUUCAUGACAGCACAAGGGUGGGAAAAAAAAGUGGAGGGGGGAUGCCCUGCUCUCUCCAUCACCCCUUAUCUUUGGUGGUCAUUCUCCGUGGUCAGCGGAUGACCACGGAGGUCGAUCUGCACUUGCAUUUGGCUAAGUCCGGUGCAUUUUAGAUGAAAUGAGGCAUUUGUUCCCCACCAAAAAAAAAAAAGGAAGUUAAAGAAUUUUGUCAUUUUCCCAUGAGCCACAUAAACUUUGACAAGUCCAGGGUUAGGGCUGGAUUCUGCCCUGAAAGAAACUAACCUUCUCUUAAAAGUACAACGGAUUGGGGGGUUGGGUGGGGGGAAAUGGGAUAAAAGGAAUACCUGGCCCAGGGCGGCAGGUUGUCCUGCACCUCUAAGGGGGCCUUCUGUGGGGGCUCAUGAGCCCCGGGAGUCCUCUUAGGCAUUCUUCUUGAGAUGUGUAAAGCACUAUGGAUUUGGGAUGGAGUCCCAGGAGCCGAGGAUUCAGCGGUCUUCGCACACUCUGCAGGGCAGAACGCGGACCCGCUAGGAUCUCUUGGUGGUUUAAUUUCCUCAUCCUCUAUCCGGAAGGCCCGAUAAGUUAGGUUUUCUUAGAGGUAGUAGGUAGCAGUUCAAUGACUUGGCUUUCCCAGGAAAGGAAAGGAAAAAAAAAGGGAUUAAAACAAACAAACAAACAAACAAACAAAGAUAUUUCUACAUCUUGGGUGAAGACCUUGCAAAGGGCUAAACAUCUUAGGGGUCAUAUAAAACCAAACGGAUUGGCCAUUAGCACAUUCAACUUCGAGAAUCCGUCCUACCAUUUCAACUAUAGCAAGCUAUGAUUUUUAUAUAUAAAUAUUAUAUAAAUAAUGUAUAAAACAUUAAAAAUUAACUAUGUAAAAUAUUAUUUCUGAAACAAUUUUAGAUAUAUCCACUAUGAUUAUCAACGGUGUCUUGACCUGUGUUAUUUACAUCAUUGCUGCUUGAAAAAGCAUCGAGUUACUUUUUGUUUUUUUCAUCUAGUCAACUAAAACGUGUGUAGCUCUGUAGGAGUCGUCGGGAAACGGAGAAGAGAUAGCGACAGCUAGAGACGGUUGUAUAAAAAAAGGGGAAAUGGUCCGUAUUUUUGUAAUGUUGACUUUUGUAAAGAAAAGGACUAUUUGAAGACUUUUGUAGAAGGCAGGAACACAAAAGUUUGUAUCCACAAAACCAUGGCUGUAUAAAUGUGCUUUUGAAAUAAAAGCUCAUAACACGACUAAUUA
This is a messenger RNA of Gracilinanus agilis (Agile Gracile Mouse Opossum), 2825 nucleotides long. RefSeq names its product phospholipid phosphatase 3 (gene PLPP3). Bases 7 to 945 code for a protein of 312 amino acids. Gene Ontology annotation, molecular function: phosphatidate phosphatase activity. Lineage: Eukaryota; Metazoa; Chordata; Mammalia; Didelphimorphia; Didelphidae. The transcript is spliced from 6 exons. The record is from RefSeq and is a predicted model, not a curated record. Gene Ontology annotation, biological process: phospholipid metabolic process; phospholipid dephosphorylation; canonical Wnt signaling pathway.